Messenger RNA from Lonchura striata (white-rumped munia), 1003 nucleotides. NCBI's taxonomy places the organism in Eukaryota, Metazoa, Chordata, Aves, Passeriformes, Estrildidae. The record is from RefSeq and is a predicted model, not a curated record.
AUGCCUUCAAAGACAAUGGAGAGACCUUCCUUGGAAUUUAACCUGCCUGAUACUCAUGAAGAAGGAAAACUUUAUGUAGUUGAUUCCCUAAACAACCUAAACAAACUAAAUGUUUGCCCAGCUGAAUCCCAACUUUCACUAGGUAAAUAUACAAGAUUCUGUGGAAACGUGAUUCUCUGGAAUAAUCACAUACAUGCCCCUCCCUACAUUUCAGCAGUAAAAAAUGAUGAGGAAGAGAACACUGGUGGUACUGGAGAAAGUAUGGCAGGGAGCAAUGCAAGAAACCAGUUUUUGUUCUUCAUCACCUUUAUUCUUACUUUGACCAUCAGUUUGGCGCUUGUUUCAUUUGUAAUAUUCUUAAUAUUUCAAACUAGAAAUGAGUUGGACCAAAUAUCAAGCAGACUACUAUCUGAAAAGAAGAAUAUAGAAGAGCUGAAGAAACUUCACAAUAUUAUAUUAAAGCAUCUGAAUCAAUCUGGAAUUAAGGAAUAGCCUUCUGAUCUUCAUGAUUACCUCUUUACUCAUACUGAGCUCAAAGUCCUCGGAGAAUAAAUCUUCUUUGGAAAGAAAUUCAGCAUAUUCACAACUCAGACAUGCUCACAUAUGGCACACAGGUUGCUGAAACAUGGUUGCUGAAACAUUGCUGGAAGAGCCAGCUGAAUGAAAAAUAUUAGCAAUUAGUAUUUUACCCUGUUUUAUGUGGACAUAGAUUUGUAAUACUAAACCCACAGGAUUCACAAUAAACAAUGGAUUGUCAGUUUGGGGCAAAACUUCCAGAUUCCCUGUGCAUUGAAUCAUAGGGGAAAGGGCCUAGUUUUAUUUUAAAUGUAAGUGAAUGAUCACAGAAAAUCACGAGUUCUCUUCACAUGAUUCCAGCAUGACCUUGUUCACUUAAUCAUUCUUCUGUUACCUUUGUACAAGCUUUCUGUUUGUUUCUAUUACUAUUUGUAUUUAAGGAUAACUUCAGAUUUCAUAACUUAUAAAUAAAUCAAUUUCUGCUCUA